Cuscuta europaea is the source of this 2012-nucleotide messenger RNA. Lineage: Eukaryota; Viridiplantae; Streptophyta; Magnoliopsida; Solanales; Convolvulaceae. The record is from the annotation of a GenBank genome assembly.
UGCCCUCCCACCCCGCGCCAUAAAUUGGGUUUCCACAUUUGCAACGCCACAUUCCCACUCCGAGAGACCCUACACGAAAUCUUGGUAUAUGCCCCCACCCCUUGGCUAAAACUUAAAACCUUUUUGGCUAGCGACUUUGCAUUUUUUCUUCUUUGAAUUCUGGAGUGUUAUCGUUUUUGUGUCGUGAGAGAAAAUGGAGCUCUCUGGUUCAUGCAGCAAUGGAUCACCAUGGUCGAUCUCAAGAUUCAUCAGCCAUGCCAUUUUUCUGGCCUUCUGGCCUUCUCUUAUCUGCUUUAGCUCUACAGAUGCUUAUGAUCCGCUAGAUCCAAAUGGAAACAUUACAAUAAAAUGGGAUAUUAUUAGCUGGACCGCAGAUGGAUAUCUUGCUAUGGUCACUGUGAACAACUUCCAGAGGUAUCGUCAUAUCCAAGCACCUGGAUGGAAAUUGGGAUGGAAAUGGGCAAAGAAAGAAAUAAUAUGGGACAUGGUUGGUGGUCAAGCCACAGAGCAAGGAGACUGUUCAAAGUUCAAAACAAACAUCCCUCAUUGCUGUAAGAGGGACCCCACAAUCGUAGAUUUGAUGCCAAGUACUCCUUACAACAAGCAGGUUGCAAAUUGCUGUCGCGGCGGAGUCCUUAACUCGUGGGUGCAGGAUCCAGAAACUUCUAUUAGUGCAUUCCAAAUAAGUGUAGGUCAAGCUGGGACGAGUAAUAAAACUGUUGUAUUCCCCAUGAACUUCACCUUUAAGGCUCCUGGUCCAGGAUAUACGUGUGGGCUCGCUAAACAUGCGAAGCCGACCAAGUUUAUGACACCUGACAAAAGGAGAUCUACUCAAGCUAUGAUGACAUGGAAAGUGACCUGCACAUACUCACAAUUCUUGGCGCAAAAGACGCCAACUUGCUGUGUAUCAAUGUCUUCCUUCUACAAUGAUACAAUCAUCCACUGCCCCACUUGUACUUGUGGCUGUGAAAACAACAUAAAUCAACCCGGGACUUGCAUAAGACCGGGAUCUACUUAUGUGCCUACAACACUUUCAACUUCAAGUUCAGGAAGGAAUGAUUUGGCACCUUUGGUCCAGUGUACUGAUCAUAUGUGUCCCAUCCGAAUCCAUUGGCACAUUAAGCUCAACUAUAAAGCGUACUGGAGGGUGAAGGUCACGGUUACAAAUUUCAAUUACAGAAUGAACUAUUCACAAUGGAAUCUUGUCAUUCAGCACCCGAACUUCGACAAUCUCACUCAGAUUUUCAGCUUCAACUAUCAGCCAAUAAUGCCAUAUGAAUCCAUAAACGACACUGCCAUGCUCUGGGGAAUCAAGUUUUACAAUGAUCUACUUAUGCACGCUGGGCCUUUAGGUAAUGUACAAUCUGAGAUGAUCUUCCAGAAGGAUAAGUCAAAGUUCACUUUCGAAAAAGGGUGGGCGUUCCCUCGGAGGAUUUACUUCAAUGGUGACAACUGUGUAAUGCCGCAACCAGAUUUAUAUCCCUACCUGCCAAAUGCCAGUGCCCGGACAGUUGUAUAUCUUCUUCUUCCUCUGAUAGCAAUCACAACAUCUUUGGUUCUACUGUUAACCUGUCAGGUUCAGUAAUUACUAAUGAAAUUAACUAGUGCAGUUUUUGUUAACUAAGCUUAAGUUAGUGGUGGGAAAAGUGACUAACAGAUGCUCCGCUGCUCUCUCUCUAUUUGAGCUAAAAAGAGGCGGCUUUGAGUUGUUUUAGAACAUCAAGUUAGGAUGGAUUAUAUUGUGGCUAUUUAUUGUAUAGGUUAAAUGCUUUGUGGUCUGUGUUUUAAGAAUUUCCACCCUAUAGUAGUUGGGACUAGACAUUUGGCUUGCAUUGGUAAUUGACCUUACCCAGUCCCACCAAUGCUUUGGCUGAGCGUACCGAGUAACCGAGGUGCUAGACCAAAGAGUCUGUUGUCUAGCUAGUGACCAUGGCUUUGUAAAAUAGUCUGGUAAUAUAUUUUGUGUUUUCGAUAUAUUUUGCGUAUUCUUGAGUGUGUAAAAUGUUGUGGUG